Molecule: messenger RNA, 1190 nt
Organism: Linepithema humile (Argentine ant)
Lineage: Eukaryota; Metazoa; Arthropoda; Insecta; Hymenoptera; Formicidae
Product: annexin B11
Source: RefSeq, a predicted model, not a curated record
UUAAACAGACUCGAAAACACGACGAGACGGUCAAGAAAAAACAACGAGAAAACGGACGCGAAGACAAAGGGAGACAGAGAAAAGCGUCGCCCACGACAGUGUUGUCUUCCUUUCCUUCUGUUGACUUCCUACCCGCCGACAAUUUCAUCGGCACGCUCGAGUUGCCCAGCGGACAGAGCGUUGCGUCCCUAUAAAAGCGAGGGUAGACCAUGGCGGUACCAGUGUGCUCACUGCCGACCAACAUGAACAGCACCGACAAGCUGAAAGUGUUACUCCUGUGCGGCCUAGUGUUAUCGGUCGUAGCUGAGGAGAAGAAACCCGAGUCGAGCGCACGGCCUAAAGAUGAGAAGUCGAAGCGCGGACUGGAGUUGAGCCUGGGUGAUCACGGCGGUUUCGGGGGCGGUUUCGGCGACGGCCACGGCUUCGGCGGUGGAUUCGGGGGCGGCGAGAUAAUCUCUACCGAUCACAUCAAGGCGGUGACAGUCACGAAGCACGUGCCCGUGCCACACCCGUAUCCGGUGGAAGUCACGAAGCAUGUGCCUUACACAGUGAAGGUGCCGGUCAAAGUGCCCGUCGACCGCCCGUACCCGGUCCACGUGCCGCAGCCUUACCCAGUGGAGGUCACGAAGCACGUACCCUACACAGUAGAGAAGCCGGUGCCCUAUCCGGUCAAGGUUCCCAUAAAGGUGCCCAUCAAAGUGCCCUACCCGGUCAAAGUACCGGUCAAGGUCCCGGUCGAGGUAGCGAAACCGGUGCCUUAUCCCGUCAAGGUGCCCGUAGUUGUCAAGGAGCCCUAUCCCGUAAUCGUUAAGGGUCACGACGAGGGCGGCUACGGCGGCGGCGGAUUCGGCGGCGGCGGAUUCGGCGGCGGACACGACUUCGGACACGGAUUCGAACUCGGUGAUAUCGGCGGAUACGGGCAUCAUUGAAACAGAGUUGCCGCAAGAAGGAGCGAGACGAUCGCUUGUCGUCUUCCCCCUUCUGUCUGGCGGUAAACGGCUCGCGAGACGAGCAGCUCCGUUCGAGGCACCGAUCGUCGAAAGAUCGAAGGACGACCGGCGAAGCCGCCACGUCGUUCCAAUAGGAGGCAACGCGAUGCAUCAAUAUUGUAUUCAUUGUGAUCCUAUCCUCGAAUUGUACUAUAUGCAUUGUAAAUGUAAACACGAAUAAAGUAUUUUUUUUAUAUGUAA